AUGAACUGUGAGCUACUCGGCUAUGACGCAAAGAAUGUCUCUUCGUACGUGCUGGGUGUGAUGGGAAAUCCCUGCCAAACAAAGAUGAUCGUGGUUCCGACGGUGAUCAGCUACUCGAUAAUCUUCAUCGUCGGCACUAUCGGCAACAUCUGUACAUGUGUGGUGAUCAUUCGCACUAAAUCCAUGCACACUCACACUAACUUCUAUCUCUUCAGCUUAGCACUUUCCGACCUCGUCGUAUUAAUCUUCGGUCUUCCGAUGGAGUUAUACGGUGCAUUAGAUUUCGCGUAUCCGUACCAAUUCCCCGAAUGGAUUUGCAAAGUCCGCGCCUAUCUCAUCGAAUUCACCAGCUACGCGUCAAUUCUCGUCAUCUGUUCGUUCACUGUUGAACGAUGGUUUGCUAUCUGCUAUCCGAUUCGCUCCAAAUCUUCGCCGAAAAUGUCACGAGCCUAUCUGACAAUAAUUGUGAUGUGGAUAAUCUCGUCGAUAGCAGCUGUACCGAUUGGAUAUGUCGUGAAAAUCAAUCGUUUACCUUUACCCGAAUGGGCCAUGGGCCAGAACUGGACUUACAAGGUCUCUGAUGAUGACGAGACAACGAAAAACACUGAAUUUUGCGCAAUGGACUUCGAAAAACCGGAACUACAAAAUAGGAUCAUCAUUUUUGCGUUCGUCGCAUUUUUCAUGGUACCCGCUAUCCUGAUGACGAUGAUGUACACACAUAUCGCGAUUCGAAUCGGUGUCACCGAUUUGCUACUGGUGGAGAAUAACAAGGCACGAACGAAAAGCACACAUACCGUCAUUAAGAUGUUAGGUGAGCUAUCGGUCGUGAUAUCGUUCUUCUUGUGCUGGUUGCCUUUUCACAUUCAGCGUCUUCUUUCACUUUUCAUCAACUAUCACGAAGGAAAAGUCCCACCAGCAGUGGAGGCAUCUUUUUUGCUCGUCUACUACAUAUCAGGUUGUUGCUACUAUACUAAUUCAGCUAUCAAUCCAAUACUGUACAAUGUUUUUUCCGAAAAUUAUCGGAAAGCCUUCUGCUCAACUAUUCUUAGAAAAGAUGUCGUAUGUCAUUGUUCUCUGUACACUGCACGUCUGCAAAAUAAGUGCACCACUAAAACGUCGCCGGCGAUCAAUAAGUAUCCUUUUCACUGUGUGGAAGCGCCUCGAUAG
Molecule: messenger RNA, 1167 nt
Organism: Angiostrongylus costaricensis
Lineage: Eukaryota; Metazoa; Nematoda; Chromadorea; Rhabditida; Metastrongylidae
Source: the annotation of a GenBank genome assembly